Molecule: messenger RNA, 1093 nt
Organism: Vitis riparia (riverbank grape)
Lineage: Eukaryota; Viridiplantae; Streptophyta; Magnoliopsida; Vitales; Vitaceae
Product: F-box protein At5g65850-like
Exons: 2
Coding region: 83-1066 (327 amino acids)
Source: RefSeq, a predicted model, not a curated record
UGAGUUAGUUUUUGAAAUACUCACCUAUAUUCCCGUCAAAUCUCUACUCCAAUGCAGUGGUGUUUGCAAGAGCUGGCGGUCUAUGAUCUCCGACCCAUCGUUCAUCGAGGCCCAUCGAUCCCGUUCAGCUACCACUCUCCUCAUCUCCUUCCCCGACAUGCACCGCCCUCGCAGGAAGCAUCAUCUCUUCUCCAUAAGCGAUGGAGAAGCGCGCCAACUCUCCGGAUCUCAUCACUGGAAUACUUCUCAGUCCGUAAACGGCUUGAUUUGUCUCUACGAGCAGCACGAUCGUUCGUUUCCGAAACUAUCCUUUCGCGUGACUCUCUGCAAUCCUAGCACUGGAGAACGCGUGACUCUUCCACCCACACACUUCUCAAACCCAGACUUGUGUUUCGACCACCAGCACAUCUCUCUGGGGUUCGACCCUUCCACCAAGACCUACAAAAUCCUGAAGGUAUGGUUCGAAAGAUACAACAGCAUCAUGUGUGAGAUUCUCACUCUGGGCAGCCACGCAUGGAGAAUCAUCAAAGAUGGCCUAGAAUAUACAUUGGAAGCAAAGGGGAUUUGCCUCAACGGGACUAUAUAUUGGGCCGAUGCAAGGCAUAUAUCUGAAGACUAUCCUCACUUCGUCGUCAUGCAGAACAGAGUGAUAGCAUUCGACGUUGGAGAAGAGAAGUUCCGAUCUGUUCCCGUCCCGCCGGAAGCCCCCAUAUGGGAUAAAUGCAUGUCGAGCAUCAUACAAAUCGGUGGGCACAUGGCCAUUGCAGACUACCAACACGUGGCGACAGGCAUUAGUACUGUUAUGCUAAUCUGGAAAUUGGAGGAUUCUGUAAAUGGGAUCUGGAGCCAGAAGAGAAUUCUGCUGCCUGAAUCUUGGAUACACAGCGGGUUUUUUAGAGACUUUUAUGUGCUUCACUGUAACGUAGAGGAAGGGCGUCUGCGGAGGGAGGCUAUACGUCGGCCACCUCAGGAUGAUUGGGAUUCUCGUUCUUCAAUUGUUACUUCUCGUCAAGUCUGUGAGUAUGUGGAGAGUCUGGUUUCUUUGAAGGAAAUUUGCAGGUUGUAGUGGUUUUGAUUCCGGUCCUUCUGAGAG